Wasmannia auropunctata (little fire ant) is the source of this 3723-nucleotide messenger RNA. Its product is annotated as glutamine--fructose-6-phosphate aminotransferase [isomerizing] 2-like. The coding region runs from base 596 to 2674 and encodes 692 amino acids. Lineage: Eukaryota; Metazoa; Arthropoda; Insecta; Hymenoptera; Formicidae. Gene Ontology annotation, molecular function: carbohydrate derivative binding; L-glutamine:D-fructose-6-phosphate transaminase (isomerizing) activity. The record is from RefSeq and is a predicted model, not a curated record. The transcript is spliced from 15 exons. Gene Ontology annotation, biological process: UDP-N-acetylglucosamine metabolic process; protein N-linked glycosylation; carbohydrate derivative biosynthetic process.
CGCGACUGUCGCGAGCUGCUUGAGUACGCGUGUUCGACCGCACCUACGCGUACGUGGCUGAUAUCUGGACUGAUCGAGUGACAGAAAGACAAGUCCACGUGUAUUCAUGAUAGUCUUAUGAUGACGCAUGGUACUCGUGAUCGGUAAACCGAUUGGCAAGAUCGAUAAGCACCGCGGCUCGGUCGGCUUGGUCGUGCCGGUGAAAACACCGCGCCGACGCGACGGCUUGCAUAAAUUGGAGCUUGGAGCAACGUCAACGUAUACAUACACACGUGCGUCUGUGCGCGCGGCGCGACCGCUACCGCUGACAGCUCGUUGCUGCUUUCACACGUGCACACAUCCGCACGCGCGCGCUCGCGAGACAGCCGUUCGUACGUCAUAAGAACUGUGAGCACGCUGUCGAAGGGCUCAGACUGUGUUUCGGAGCAACGCGUAUCGCACGUAUAUCGCGAAUAUAUCUACUAGCGAGAGUAACGUUCCGCAUCUACUUCUCUAUCAAUUUUUCACCGUCUGCCUCUCCGUCUCUGUCUUUUCAUUUGCCUUCUGCUUUACAUACGUGUCUCUACAUACGUGGCGGUCGAACAACCUUGAUAACAUGUGCGGAAUUUUCGCUUAUCUAAACUACUUGACACCGAAGAGCAGGAAAGAAAUCUUGGAAUUGUUGGUUGUUGGUCUAAAGAGAUUAGAAUAUCGCGGAUAUGAUUCUGCAGGCGUCGCCCUCGACAGUGCAGAUGGCAAGGACAUCUCGAUUAUUAAGAAGCAAGGAAAGGUCAAGGCUCUCGAGGAGGAGAUAUUUUGUCGUACCAAUCUUGACUUUGAGUCGGAAACUCAAUACCACGUCGGCAUCGCUCACACACGAUGGGCGACCCAUGGUGUUCCAUCGGAGGUAAAUGCCCAUCCUCAGCGUUCUGACAGUGAGCACGCCUUCGUUGUUGUUCAUAACGGUAUCGUGACGAAUUACAAGGAAGUCAAAACUCUGCUGCAACAGAGAGGAUACGUGUUUGAAAGCGAUACCGACACCGAAAUUAUCGCCAAAUUGAUCCACCAUCUCUGGGUACAGCAUCCUGCGUAUUCGUUCCGUGAACUUGUCGAGCAGGUUGUUCAGCAAUUGGAAGGAGCCUUCGCGUUAUGUUUCAAAAGCAAGUAUUUCCCGGGCGAGUGCGUAGCUACGAGGCGAGGAUCACCGCUUCUCGUGGGUAUCAAGACGAAAACGAGAUUGGCUACUGAUCAUGUACCUAUUCUUUAUGGAAAAGACGAUCUUCAAUGCGCAAUAAACAAAGAAGGUGAAGCACCGUCUCAAGAUCAUCGUCCGCAUGGCAGAAAUCCAGAACUUCCGGUCAUGCCGCGUAGCGAGAGCACAUCUGAGUUUCAACCUCUCGAGGAUAAAGAGGUUGAAUAUUUCUUCGCUUCCGAUGCGAGUGCCAUAAUCGAGCAUACGAAUCGCGUGAUAUUCUUAGAGGAUGACGACGUGGCGGCUGUUAAAGAAGGCGCGCUGAGUAUUCAUCGUCUUCGUCGUUGCAUGGACGAUCCUCACGCUCGCGAGAUCACGACACUGAAGAUGGAGAUUCAACAAAUCAUGAAGGGCAAUUACGACUACUUCAUGCAGAAGGAGAUUUUUGAACAACCGGAAUCGGUGGUGAACACUAUGAGGGGUCGUUUGAAUUUUCAAGAUAACUCAGUCACUUUAGGCGGAAUUAAAGAUUACAUUCCAGAGAUCAAAAGAUGCAGACGUCUUAUGCUAAUCGGUUGCGGUACGAGCUACCAUUCUGCCAUAGCUACGCGACAGCUUCUCGAGGAACUGACAGAAUUGCCUGUGAUGGUUGAGCUCGCAUCCGAUUUUUUGGACCGCAACACGCCAGUCUUUAGAGACGACGUCUGCUUCUUUAUUUCUCAAUCGGGUGAGACGGCUGAUACGUUAAUGGCACUACGUUAUUGUAAAAGUCGUGGAGCUCUUAUUGUUGGUAUAACUAACACAGUCGGAAGUAGUAUCUGUCGUGAAUCUCAUUGUGGGGUGCAUAUCAAUGCUGGUCCCGAGAUCGGUGUAGCAAGUACUAAAGCUUACACCUCGCAAUUCAUCUCUCUCGUCAUGUUUGCACUAGUAAUGAGUGAGGACAGAAUCUCUCUUCGCGCGAGACGUUUACAAAUUAUCGAAGGAUUGAAAAAUCUCGGAAAUCUUAUUCGUGAAGUAUUGAAACUCGAUGAGAAAGUUAAAGAGUUAGCCAAGUCUUUAUUCCAACACAAAUCCCUGUUGAUUAUGGGUCGCGGAUAUAAUUUUGCUACGUGCAUGGAAGGUGCACUCAAAGUAAAAGAAUUGACAUAUAUGCAUAGCGAAGGAAUUAUGGCCGGUGAAUUGAAACAUGGUCCGUUAGCCCUCGUUGACGAUUCCAUGCCGGUAAUUAUGAUCGUAAUGAGAGAUCCAGUGUACGUGAAAUGUAUGAAUGCACUUCAGCAAGUUACCGCACGGGACGGCAAGCCCAUUGUUAUCUGCGAGGAAGAGGAUGAAGAAACGAAGGCUUUUGCCGACAGGGCUCUCGAGGUACCUAAAACCGUCGAUUGCCUGCAAGGAAUUUUAACUGUUAUUCCAAUGCAGUUAUUAUCUUUCCAUAUCGCAGUUUUGCGUGGUUGCAACGUCGAUUGUCCGAGAAAUUUGGCGAAAUCAGUUACGGUUGAGUAAAGAUUGAACGGAUUGUCUUAUGAUUUUUUUUUUUUUAAGGACCACAAGUUCGCUAACGUGGUUGUUACAAAAUUUUUUCAAGCUAUACGAGAACAAGAAUCAGAGAUAGAAAAUAAAUUAUUAUUAACCAGGCAAUUAAUAAUAUCGCGCAAAUAAGAAUUGAGAUUAAAACAAACAGUGUCAGAAGAGAGUACGUUUCUAUCUUUUAAAUCUUAUUAAAUUCGUUUAUCUCUGUUUAACUAUUGUUUAUUCGUAAUUUAAAUAUAUGUGAUAACGCCUGAUAAUUCAUUUUAUCAAAUUCGAACAAAGAGAAUUUUAGUAAAAAAAAAAGUAAUCACCGGUGCUCGUACGUUGUUUUUUUUUAAUUAAUGGCUAAUUGAUCUAACAAAAAGAUUUGCCCGUGCAUGCUUUCGUAACAAGUAUCAUAUUGCACAAUUAUAUUGAUUAGUGCAAACGUUUCUUUUUUACGAAGAGUAACAUAUAAGACAAAAUCUCCAAUAUAUAUAUGAUUUUAGUGCAUUUAAUAUUCUUAUUUUAACUCACGUAACAUACAGUCUAGUUUUUAAAUAUAAUUACCGAUUAAUCAAAAUGCUUUUGAUUUGAUGAAAUACAGCGUGAUUUCUUCGUCGAUCGAAUUAGAAAAUUAAGAUCACGAUAGAAAUUUUUGAUAGCGAUUAUGAUGGAUAAUACAUGCGACAUAAGAAUCGUGCAUAAAUAUGUGUAUAUGUAUGCACUAUAAAUACCCAAAUAUAUGUCCAAACGACAUUUUUUUCGUACGGGAUAACUUUUUCAUCUUUACAUAAUAACCUAAACAUUCAAGACGAUACGGGGAUUGUUAUAUGUUAUUUGAUAUUUGGACGGCAAUCAUACGCGAUUGUAUCAUACAUACGCAAAUAUACAAUAGCAGAUUUUUAGAACAUGUAUUUUUUUGAUAAAUUUAUGUUAUAACACUUUGUAAACUUAUUCAAAAAAUAUAUAAUUACGAUUUGAUUUAUAUUCAUACAAUAUUUAUACAAUAAAUUUUUUCUCUGCAGCAUUUCUUUAAAUCA